Messenger RNA from Anguilla rostrata (American eel), 2590 nucleotides. RefSeq names its product SEC14 domain and spectrin repeat-containing protein 1. Gene Ontology annotation, molecular function: phosphatidylinositol-3,4-bisphosphate binding; phosphatidylinositol-4,5-bisphosphate binding; phosphatidylinositol-3,5-bisphosphate binding. The coding region runs from base 433 to 2553 and encodes 706 amino acids. The transcript is spliced from 19 exons. NCBI's taxonomy places the organism in Eukaryota, Metazoa, Chordata, Actinopteri, Anguilliformes, Anguillidae. The record is from RefSeq and is a predicted model, not a curated record.
AACCCCCUAGAAAAAAACAAAACAUCUGCAGUAGCAGUAUCUACGACCAGGCUGAGGUGAAAACAGCACUGUCCCUGUCUGCAAAAAUGAUAACAUUAGCAUUUGAAACGAGCGAAUAUAAGUAACGCCUGACAACUGGAGAGAUAUUCUCUGCGGAAUAGAGCGGAGAGGAAACGGGAUCGUAUCCGCACAAAAAGCCAGUCCAAACUAACACGGCACGUAAAGGAAGAUUCUAUAAAGAAGAAACGACCACGCCGUCCGAGGUAUGUGCAUAACCGAACAGCUACCUGGCCUCCGUGUUAACCUAUUCGUCACAUUGCCGAUGAAAAUGAAAAUGAAUAUGGGACUGGAGGAAAAUGUUUGAAGGAGAAGGUGCGUGCACUUUCGGACUGCUGUUACAGUUUUAGGAUUUUAAGGUUGAAACCCAGAAGCAUGGAGGCCACAAUCAUUCUGUCUGUCUUGAAGAAAAAACUGGCCUUUCUUUCAGGGGGCAAAGACAGACGCAGUGGCCUGAUUCUGACCAUCCCGCUGUGCACAGAGCACACCAGCAUGGAGGAGCUCAGCUCUACGCUCGACUACCUACUCAGCAUCCCCAGUGAGAAGUGCAAGUCCAGGGGCUUCACUGUGAUCGUGGACGGCAGGAAGUCCCAGUGGAACACGGUGAAGACCGUCGUGCUGAUGCUGCAGAAUGUUAUUCCACCGGAGGUGUCCUUGGUAUGUGUCGUCAAGCCCGAUGAAUUCUGGGACAAGAAGGUGACGCACUUCUGUUUCUGGAAGGAAAAGGACCGGCUGGGCUUCGAGGUGAUUCUGGUUUCAGCCAAUAAGCUCACACGAUACAUUGAGCCCUGCCAGCUGACAGAUGAGUUUGGAGGAACUCUCGUCUAUGAUCACAUUGACUGGCUGAAUAAACGUCUGGUCUUUGAGAAAUUCACCAAGGAUUCCACAUCCCUCCUGGAUGAGCUUGCCGUCAUCAACGAGAACGAGAAAGGAAGCCAACCUGACAAAGACCGCCCAGCCGACUGUGGCAUGCUGCCCUCUCUGGACCCUGAGACAGUGCUUCAGAACGGUCAUGAGUUGCUGUCGGAGCUGCAGCAGCGGCGGUUUAACGGUUCGGAGGGGGGUACGGGGACGGCCUGGUCCCCCAUGGACGACGAGCUGCUGGCCCAGCCGCAGGUGAUGAAGCUGCUGGACUCUCUGAGGGAGCAGUACACCAAGUACCAGGAGCUGUGCAGGCAGCGCAGCAAGCGCUCGCAGCUGGACGAGAUCCACACCAAGGUCAUGCAGGUUGUGAACUGGCUGGAGGGGCCUGGAACUGAACAGCUCCGCACGCAGUGGGGGAUCGGCGACUCCAUCAGGGCAUCCCAGGCUCUGCAACAGAAGCACGAGGAGAUCGAGAGCCAGCACAGCGAGUGGUUUGCUGUCUAUGUGGAGCUGAACCAGCAGAUCGCUGCCCUGCUGAACUCUGGGGAUGAGGAGGACCUGGUGGACCUGAAGGGCCUGCAGCAGCAGCUGAGUGACGUGUGCUACAGACAGGCCAGCCAACUGGAGUUCAGACAGAACGUGCUGCAGUCCGCCCACGACUUCCACAGCACCGCCCAGGACUUGUCGCAGCAGCUAGACGGGCUACUGGGCAUGCUCUGUGUGGAUGUGGCCCCAGCCGAUGGAGCUGCCAUCCAGCAAACACUGAAGCAUCUGGAGGAGAAGCUGAAGACUGUGGAGGGAACUCUGCAAGGCUUGAGGGAGAAAGGACAGGUUCUACUCGACCAAAUCUCCACCCAGACAUCCUGGUCGUAUGGGAAGGAUGUGAAUGAGGAAAGCAAGGAGAACGUCGACCACAUCCACGGCGUCAUGGAAGACAUGCAGCUGCGGAAACAGAGGUGUGAGGACAUGGUGGAUGUGCGGAGGCUGAAGAUGCUUCAGAUGGUCCAGCUGUUUAAGUGUGAAGAGGACGCAGUGCAGGCAGUGGAAUGGCUGGGGGAGCUUCUGGAUGCUCUCCUGAAGACCCACAUCAGACUAGGAGACGAUGCACAAGAAUCAAAAGUGCUUCUGGAGAAGCACAAGAAGUUUGUGGAUGUUGCUCAGAGCACCUAUGACUAUGGCAGGCAGCUGCUCCAGGCGACUGUGGUCCUCUGCCAGUCCCUGCGCUGCACCACGCGCUCCUCAGGCGACACCCUGCCACGCCUCAACCGCAUCUGGAAGCAGUUCUCCGUCACCUCCGAGGAGCGGAUCCAGCGACUCGACAUGGCCGCCUCCUUCCAUGCCGCGGCCGAGAAGGUGCUGAAAGAGGGAGCAGAACAGGGUGAGGACUUAGAGGCAAACUUUGAGGCCUAUGAGGAGGUGGAGGCCAUCGGGCGAUCUGUGCUGGACAGACUGACGGUGCCUGUGGUUUUUCCUGACGGGACUGAGCAGUACUUCGGCAGCCCUGGUGACAUGGCCUCCUCCGCCCGAGCCAUCAGGGACAGAAUGAAGCUGGUGGAGCUGAAGAGGAUGCAACAGGAAGAGGCAGAGCAUCCUCAGGAAAAUGAUCUGGAGAUGGACCCCCAGGAUAGCUAAUGAUUUCUCCCCAGAUGCCUGCCCAGGAGCCAGGACU